AUGCGUGUGCCUUCCGCCGGGGCUUACGGUCGGGCAAAAAUCGGCAACCGGGAGGUCGUAGGCUUCGGCAUGAACGGAGAAUACAGCUACAUAGACCGCUGCGAUUUUCCAUUUCCAGCGAUCCGAUACAGAGAAUGUACACCGGACUUUAUGGCACUCCGGGAGAAGGAGCGCGGCGACUGGCGCAAAUUAAGCCUGGAAGAAAAAAGAUGUUUAUACAGGGCGAGCUUUUGUCAAACGUUCACCGAAUUCGAGGCUCCAACUUCCGAGUGGAAGUCCAUCAUCGGGUGGGCCAUGUUCUGGGUUGGGGUUUCUCUUUGGCUCUUCAUGUUCGUGCAUCAUUUCGUGUACGAGGAAGGGCCGAAAUCGUUCAGUCGCGAGAACAGGAUCGAGCAGUACUACAGACAAGUGGCUAUUAAUAAUCAACCUUUCACCGGCAAUUACCGGCCACCCGGAGCUGAGUACAGAGUUCACGACGCUAGGCGAAAGACCGAGGAAGAGGAAUGA
Messenger RNA from Orussus abietinus, 507 nucleotides. Its product is annotated as cytochrome c oxidase subunit 4 isoform 1, mitochondrial-like. The transcript has 3 exons. The record is from RefSeq and is a predicted model, not a curated record. Bases 1 to 507 code for a protein of 168 amino acids. NCBI's taxonomy places the organism in Eukaryota, Metazoa, Arthropoda, Insecta, Hymenoptera, Orussidae. Gene Ontology annotation, biological process: mitochondrial electron transport, cytochrome c to oxygen.